UUUCUUUUUCUCUUUUUUCUUUUCCUUUUUUUUUUUGAAAUCUCCUAGACCCUUCUUUCAAUCUAUCAUCCCGUUAAAAAAAAAACUUAGAUUUUUUUUUCCUAAUCUUUUAUGUUCUUAAGAGGGCAAAAACCCAAUUCAUUUCAAAUCUUUCAAAUCCUUGAAAGAAAAAGGAAAAGUCCCAUUAAAUUUCCUUAUUUUAAUUGUAAAAAUUGCUAUCUUUAAAAAAUAAAAAUAAAAAAUUUCCACACCUAAUCUAAUAAAAAAUAAGAAAAAAAAAAACCCAUUUUUUAAAACAUCAAGUCUGUAAAUUUCACAGAUAGGCUCUUGAAUGGCAUAAAAGAUAUUUUCUUUUUUAAUUGGGCUGUAAUGCGUCAAAAGACCCAUUUUAAAAGAACCACCUUUUUCAACCAAAAUCUCUCUGAUCAGAUAUCAUGCUUUAGUUUAAAAACAGGGGCUUUUUGAUGGAUAUAGGUAUGUGGGGUCUUGAUAAGAUGCCAUGCUGGUGAUUUUCACUCAAUUUUAAAAAAGAAAAGAAAAGAAAAGGAAAAAAAAAAAAAACCCACUUUUUCAAUCCCCUCUCUUUAGAUUUCAAGCUCUAAUGCAUCAAAAUGGGACGUCAGUGGCUUGAAAUCCAUGUCCUCCUAUUAGAUUUCAACCUCUAAUGCCUUCAAAGCAGCCUUUUGAAUGCUUCCAAAACAUAGGUUUUAUUCAGCUAUAUUAUCUUAGAAAAGCCAUUUAAAAAGAGAGGAAAAAAAACCACAUUUUACCAUCUCCUCUCAUUAGAUUUCAGGCUCUAAUGCCUCACAAAAGGCGCUUUCAAUGAUUCAAGAGAUGGGUUUUUGCUACCCAAUCUUCUUUUUGAAGACCCAAUACUGAAAACCCCAUUUCUCAUCUACUCAUCAGAUUUCAUUCUGUAGUGCCUUGAAAAGGCCUCUUCCAUUGCUUCAAAAACAUGGUCUUUUCCUAAGCUUGCAAUGCUCUCGAGAAACAGACCAUAAAUCUCCUCAAUUCCCUUCAUUUUCAACUUCUUCCCCCAAAAGAGAUGUUCGGAACCGAGGCGCGGAGAGAAAUCUCCCGCGAUUUCCAAUCCCAAAGCCCUUAUUGGAUGACCAAUUACAUAUCCAAAAAAGCCAACAUUUCUGUCAAAUUCCAAGACAUCUACGGUUUCACCGUCGAAGGGAAUGUCGACGACGUCAAUGUGUUGAAUGAGGUGAGAGAGCGGGUGCGGAGGCAGGCCCGGGUGUGGUGGUCCUUGGAAGCCAGCAAAGGCGUGGAUUGGUAUUUGGAGCCUAAAUUCUCUUCGCUUUCGGAGAGGAUUGUCGUCUCCAAGCUUAAGUUAUCUGUCGUUGCAAAUACAAUUACUCUGAAGAGGCUUAUCAGGAAGGGAAUUCCACCUGUUCUGAGGCCCAAGGUGUGGCUUUCCUUGUCCGGGGCUGCCAAGAAGCGGUCGACAGCACCAGAGAGCUACUAUGAUGAUUUGAUCAAGGCCGUUGAGGGGAAGGUCACGCCUGCAACCCGGCAGAUUGAUCAUGAUUUACCACGCACAUUCCCCGGUCAUCCUUAUCUGGAUACAGAGGAAGGCCAUGCUGCUUUACGGCGUGUCCUUGUUGGGUAUUCUUUUAGAGAUUCCCAUGUUGGGUAUUGUCAGGGUUUAAAUUUUGUGGCCGCACUAUUGUUGCUAGUGAUGAAAACAGAGGAAGAUGCGUUUUGGAUGCUUGCCGUCCUCCUUGAAAAUGUCUUAGUAAAUGAUUGCUACACCUAUAACCUAUCUGGAUGCCAUGUCGAGCAAAGAGUGUUCAAAGAUUUGCUUUCUCAAAAGUACCCCAGGAUUGCUGCCCAUUUGGAAGCAAUGGAGUUUGACGUUUCCCUUGUGACCACAGAGUGGUUCUUAUGCCUCUUUUCUAAGAGCUUGCCAUCAGAGACAACGAUGCGAGUGUGGGACAUUCUUUUCAAUGAGGGAGCGAAGGUUCUGUUUCAUGUAGCCUUGGCAAUCUUCAAGAUGAGGGAAGAGGAGUUGCUGAUGGCCCACCAACUCGGCGAUGUGAUCAGUAUCUUGCAAAGGACAACCCAUCAUCUAUUUGAUCCUGAUGAAUUGUUGACGGUUGCUUUCGAUCAGGUCGGUUUGCUGACGGACAAUACCAUCACAAAGCAACGGAAAAGGCUGGAACCGGCAGUCAUGGCUGAGCUCGAUGAAAGGGUGAGACGGCUCAAUUCUCCUAAAAUUGACGAUGAGUAAGCCAUCAGUGAUGGUGAUGCUGGGCCCAUGUCUGCCGUCCCUUUGGGAGACGCAUCAUGUAAUAGUUCCAUCGAGAAUUCAUCUUCUGGUGAGCCAUUAAAGGUAAAAAAGAAAAUUAUAAUACAACAUACAGUUCUUUCUGUGUAUUCUAACCUGGGCUUUGAAUGAACAUAUCAUGCCCUGUAAUUUUGGUUUUGGUUCUAAUGGCAAUGCCAUAUACCUCAA
Molecule: messenger RNA, 2464 nt
Organism: Magnolia sinica
Lineage: Eukaryota; Viridiplantae; Streptophyta; Magnoliopsida; Magnoliales; Magnoliaceae
Exons: 7
Coding region: 1046-2239 (397 amino acids)
Source: RefSeq, a predicted model, not a curated record